UUCCCUCCUAAAUAAACCAAUUAUUUUUGUAUUCCAUGUCCCAAGUCUUUGAUUUAUUUUAGUCUAUUUUGUUUGCCUGAAGUUGGUAGCGGAAUAUUGCCACCAUGGUAAAUAGUGAAAUUUCCCUAUCUCGAACAUCUUAAAAAAUUUGCUAGCCAAUCAGAUAGCUACAUUAGUAUCUAAUAGAUACUAAACUUAGGAUAUCUCGUUAUAAGAAUGGACUGUGGAAACCGGCCUAAAAGGAAGUUGCGUUUUCAUAUACCUAUAUAACAGUAUAUAUAUUGUGGCGCUACUGUAUAUACCGUGCCGCCACCAAAUUUUCUGACGCAAUCUUCUUGGAUCAGCGUGCGGAAGUGAAAAUUGAUAUCACUUCAUUAAAGUUUCCUCGCAUGCUUUAUGUCGCUUAAUUUUACGAUAAAUAGAGAGUAUUCUUUAUCCAAAACGAAGGCGCUCCAUAAUCGAAGAAAUGACGGAAGAGGAUUCGGUAUUUGAUCCAACUCUGAAGAAAAAGAAAAAGAAGAAGAAGACUACAUUUGACAUUGAUGCAGCUUUUAAUGAAGGAAGCAGCGGUGGUGAUGCAACUGAAAAUGUUGAUAAAGAAAAUCAGGAGCCUGAACCAUCAGUCGUUGAGGAUGACGAGGCACUGGACUUGGAAAAUUUUGGCAAAAAGAAGAAGAAGAAGAAGAAGGCAUUUAAUUUGGAUGAAUUAGAAGUUGCUCUACCUGAUACCAAAAAAGAGGAACCUGUAGAGCAACAGGUUGAGGAGAUUGUGGUGGAUGAUGAUUUUGACUUAGAUAUGGACUUUUCAAAGACGAAGAAGAAAAAAAAGAAGAAGAAGGAUCUCGAUGAAUUAGUGGCUGAAGAGGAACGCAAGGAGACUGAAGACAAGGAGAAUGGCUGCACUGAAUCUGAGCGAAGUGCAGAGUAUGUGGAGGAACCAAGUUUGUGGGUGGGUUCGGACAGGGACUACACGUACGAUGAAUUGCUAUUUAGAGUGUUUAACAUUAUGCGUGAGAAAAAUCCUGACAUGGUGGCCGGCAAGAAACAGAAGUUUGUCAUGCGUCCACCACAAGUGGUGCGCAUUGGAACAAAGAAAACGUCUUUCGCCAACUUCACGGAGAUUUGUAAAACAUUGCACAGACAGCCGAAACAUUUACUGGACUUUUUGCUGGCCGAGUUGGGUACGAGCGGUUCAGUUGAUGGUAAUAGUCAGUUGAUCAUUAAAGGCCGUUUCCAACAAAAGCAAAUAGAGAACGUUCUUAGAAGAUAUAUCAAGGAAUACGUUACGUGUCAUACGUGCCGGUCACCAGACACAAUCCUUCAGAAGGAUACUCGACUCUUCUUCUUGCAAUGUGAAACUUGCGGUUCAAGAUGCUCGGUCGCUAGCAUUAAAUCUGGAUUCCAGGCUGUCACGGGAAAACGCGCUGCUAUUCGUGCGAAAACUGCCUAAGCAAUUUUCUACCUAAGAAGAUGCUAGUGCAAAAUAAAAUGCUAUGGAAUAUAAAUAAACAGUUCAAGUAAUUGCAUCUCGAAUUGAAUUUAAUACAAGAGUGUAGAUAGUAUUAUAAACUAUCAUAAAUUUAAUAUCGAUCGCAUAGUGUAAAGAAAAAAAAAACUGAAGAUGCUUUAGGUCACAGGAUUCUUAGCUUUCUAAAGAUCUUAUGCAUUGAAAUUUUGGAGUUCCAUGUUCAGUGAAUUGUAAGACAUUGGAUUUUCUUACACGUUUUGAUUUAAAGAUUUUUGAAUUCUGAAAUCUUGGUGUACCUAAAACUUGCAAUUUUUUUUAUUCCAAGCUAUUUCUGUAAGCGAAUUCUUUUAAGCAAUCUUUAGCGUUUUUUAAACUUGGUAUUAAUAAAUUUCUAGAGAUAAGUUCCUAAAUUGUUUUUUUUAAUUUAAUUUUUGGAAAUUAAAUUUCUUAUACCUAAAAUGCGAGUUUUGCGAGCUUGGUUCAAGUCUUUUUCAAAUUUCGUGUCUUAUGUUCGAUUCCUAAACAUCACGGUGAAAAAUGCAUAUGAAAAAAAGAAAUGUCAAUCAUCACUGUUAAAAAAUAUGUGAAUCAUUAAUCUUCAGUUUUUAAUUUUUUAUGUUAAUUUAAAAACUGAAUAAAAUUAGUAUCCGCGCGCGCAAUAUUACUCGUUCAUCUACAUAUUGUACAGAGGAUACUGUUUAGAUGUAAAGUGAAGAUGAAUAUCCGAUUGUUAACAAUAUAUCUAAGGAAUAAUUUGUUAUAUUUUCUUCUGUAUGCAGUAACGAAUUACAUUACACAUUAUACAUGUUACAAUUCCAGGAGCACGAGUUCACGAAAUCAAGUAGCAUUCAUAAAAUUGUGCAAACAUCUUGUUUAAAUCUCCGAUAAUAGAGCAUUUUUCGUAAAUAAUUUAUUUAAUUGUAUUUACUAGGCAAUAAAUUUGUCUCGAAUACUUCCGUAUAUUUUCCUGAAUCUGUUUCAUGAAUUUAAUUGAAAACUUUAUCAUACAUGUAUCAUAAAUGCAAUAAAUAAUUAACCG
This is a messenger RNA of Ooceraea biroi (clonal raider ant), 2507 nucleotides long. RefSeq names its product eukaryotic translation initiation factor 2 subunit beta (gene eIF2beta). NCBI's taxonomy places the organism in Eukaryota, Metazoa, Arthropoda, Insecta, Hymenoptera, Formicidae. The record is from RefSeq and is a predicted model, not a curated record. Gene Ontology annotation, biological process: translational initiation; formation of translation preinitiation complex. Gene Ontology annotation, cellular component: eukaryotic translation initiation factor 2 complex. Gene Ontology annotation, molecular function: translation initiation factor activity; mRNA binding; translation initiation factor binding.